AUGUACCCCGCCCCGCAAGAACAACGCGUCCUGGAGGAGGCUGAGAAGAUCAUGGUCGACUCUAUGGCAAAAUACGACCCUUCUCAUGAUAAACAUCACGUCCAACGCGUCAGGAAGACCGCGCUUGCCCUGGCACGCGCCGUAAACCCUACCCCAGAUCUCCUGAUCGUCGAGCUAGCUGCACUACUGCACGACGUGCUGGACAAGAAGUACGUGUCAGCCGAGCAGGCAGCGGACCCCUAUGCUUUCUUCCUCCCGUUCUUCACCCGCAUGAAGGCGGAGCACGGUGUCGACCUCAUUGCGGACGGGCGUGGGCAGACGAUUGCGAGAGUCAUGGAUAACGUUUCAUGGAGCACGGAGAAGAGGCUUAGAGAGAAGGGCGAAUGGACGGAGUGGCACGAGACGUGCGUUGAGCUGCAUUGCGUGCAGGAUGCGGACAGGUUGGACGCGAUAGGUGCUUUUGGUAUGUAA
Messenger RNA from Cyclocybe aegerita, 471 nucleotides. Lineage: Eukaryota; Fungi; Basidiomycota; Agaricomycetes; Agaricales; Hemipholiotaceae. The record is from the annotation of a GenBank genome assembly.